Messenger RNA from Eremothecium cymbalariae DBVPG#7215, 792 nucleotides. It is a transcript of the gene SEC65, whose product is annotated as RNA-binding signal recognition particle subunit SEC65. Gene Ontology annotation, biological process: SRP-dependent cotranslational protein targeting to membrane, signal sequence recognition; SRP-dependent cotranslational protein targeting to membrane. Bases 1 to 792 code for a protein of 263 amino acids. The record is from RefSeq and is a predicted model, not a curated record. Gene Ontology annotation, molecular function: 7S RNA binding. Lineage: Eukaryota; Fungi; Ascomycota; Saccharomycetes; Saccharomycetales; Saccharomycetaceae. The transcript has a single exon. Gene Ontology annotation, cellular component: signal recognition particle, endoplasmic reticulum targeting.
AUGCCUAAAUUAGAGGAGAUUAAUGAUAUAGAUGAUGUGGACAAUUUUCAUAUGGAUCUAGCAGAGUUGGAUCCAAGCCUGAGAACACCAAUUGCUCCAAAGAUUACACCUACAGUUGUCAGAUCACAAGAUGUCGAUGAACGACCACUAUAUCCAAAUAUGGCGCACAGUGAACAGCAAGGGCCUUCCUUUACCUUUAUAAACCCAGAUACGGGGAAGGUUGAGGAUUCAGCGAGGAUAACGAAUGAAGACAUGGAUGGGUUAAAGAAGUUUCAAAUAUUAUACCCAUGCUAUUUUGAUAAGAAUAGGACUCACAAACAAGGCAGGAAGGUUCCAGUAGAACUUGCUGUUGAAAAUCCGCUUGCUAAGACCAUUGCGGAUGCCUGCCGUUAUUUGGGUAUGGUCUGUGUGUUUGAGGGAGAGAAAACACAUCCUCAAGAUUUCGGAAACCCGGGAAGAGUACGUGUGCUAUUAAAAGAGGAUAAAAAACCAAUAUCCUUUAGUUAUACUACUAAAAGGUUUUUGAUGAGGAGAGUCUCUGAAUAUUUGCAGGCACAUCCUACAACUCUUGAAUCAUUAAAGGAGGUCCCAUAUGGACCAGAAUUUGAUGGUAUUAAAUUACGGCGGAUUCCAAUGGUUAAGGGAUUCCAAAUGAAUGAUAUUGUUCCUUUACACAGUUCAUUUACCAUGGAGCAUCCUAUGACGAAAGGUAUUUACGAAGUUCCAAAGCCUGCCCCUUCUGAUAAACAGUAUAAGACACCUAAAAAUAAAUAUAAGGUGGUUCGCCGUUAA